AUUCAUUUUUUCUUUUCCUUUUUCUUUUACAUAAUAUUAUUAUUAUUUUUUUUACUACGUUAUAGUAGUUAGUUCCAUUUCUUCAUCUUCCUUAACACUCUCCCACGCUUCUCUCAAUCCUCUUUGCCCUAGAUCCAUGCUUUCUUUCUUCAACCUCUUCAUCUUUUUUCAACUUCCUAUUUUACCCCUUUCUCUUUAACCUACAUAUACAACUCACACAACCUUCAAAUUCUCAUUUUCACCUGGUUUUUCAAGAGGAUCUGGUUGUUGUAAAGCUGUAAAUUACAAGUCUUUGCUAUAUUCUGCAUUAGUUUUUCACUUGUGAAAUUGUUGUACUGUGCAAUUAACUCUCAUUUCUAGUUUGUUUUUUGGUUUAACUGGGUAGAGUAUAAAUUAAUGUUUUUUUUUAGAUUUAUGUGGUUUGAUUUGUUGAACUUGAGUCUUUUGUAGCUGGUUAGGUUUAUGUAUUUUAUUGAGUUUUUUUAGGGUUUUGUCUUGUGUUUAGUGAUUUGUGACCAAAUUUUAGAUGAGAUGAGAUUGUGGAUACUAUUGUAUUUGUAGCUAACAUUGUGUACUUUCUCAUAAAAAAAUAGUUUACUUUUAUAUUUGGGUGAUAUUUAAAGAAGGGUUAUUGCUUAAUUUGGUUGUUAUUUAUAGUUGUGAGUACUAAUGAAGAGUAUAAUAGGAUAGGAUAUUGGGAAUGCUAUUGAGGGGUUGGAAUUGAUAUUAGAGUUUGGUUUUGUGGGAAAGGGUGAUUUUUGGGGAUAAUGGGCUGCAUGUGUUGCAAGCCUUCUGCAAUUGAGGAUAGUAAUGAGAGUCCGAGGGAGCGUUUGUCGAACAAAGCUGUUGUUGAAUCGCGUGUGUCUAGUAGAGGGACUUCCUCGAGGAGGGAGGAAGUGUAUAGGGUGAAGGAUAGAGGUGAUAGUAACAAUGAUGCAAGGACGGCAUUGAUUGAUAAGCAAGGACAAGGGAAUGGGUCGGUUAGAGUUCAUGGUGAUAAUUUUGAAAGGAAGAGGGAGAAAAUGGAGUAUGUUGUUGCUGCUCAACAUCCAGGGAUUGGUACUGUUCCGAAAGCUAUGGAAGGGGAACAUGUUGCGGCUGGAUGGCCGUCAUGGCUGGCUGCUGUUGCCGGUGAAGCAAUCAAGGGAUGGCUGCCACGACGUGCAGAUUCUUUUGAGAAAUUAGAUAAAAUUGGUCAGGGAACUUAUAGUAAUGUUUAUAGAGCCCGUGAUCUUGAACAAAGGAAGAUUGUUGCUUUGAAAAAAGUGAGGUUUGAUAAUCUUGAGCCCGAGAGUGUUCGCUUCAUGGCAAGGGAAAUUCACAUUCUACGUAGGCUUGAUCAUCCAAAUGUCAUUAAGCUGGAAGGCUUGGUCACAUCAAGGAUGUCGUGCAGUUUAUACCUUGUGUUUGAGUACAUGGAGCAUGACUUGGCUGGGCUUGCAUCACAUCCUGGACUCAAGUUUACAGAAUCACAGGUUAAAUGUUACAUGCAGCAACUUUUACGUGGUCUUGAUCACUGCCACAGCCGUGGUGUGCUGCACCGUGACAUUAAGGGUUCCAAUCUCUUGAUUGACAACAAUGGAGUAUUGAAAAUUGCAGACUUUGGUUUGGCGAGCUUUUUUGAUCCCAAUCUAAAUCAGCCACUCACAAGCCGAGUUGUAACUCUUUGGUAUAGGCCACCUGAGCUUUUACUUGGAGCUACUUACUAUGCCACUGCUGUAGAUUUAUGGAGUACAGGUUGCAUACUUGCCGAGCUGUAUGCUGGCAAGCCUAUAAUGCCUGGUAGAACUGAGGUGGAGCAAUUACAUAAAAUUUUUAAACUUUGUGGUUCGCCUUCCGAGGACUAUUGGAGAAAAUCAAAAUUGCCUCAUGCAACAAUAUUUAAGCCUCAACAACCCUACAGGCGUUGUGUUGCUGAAACAUUCAAGGACUUUCCGGCACCUGCAAUAGAACUGAUAGAGACACUCUUGUCCAUAGACCCUGCUGAUCGUGGAACUUCAGCAUCUGCUUUGAUGAGUGAGUUCUUCUCAAUAAAGCCUCUACCAUGUGAUCCUUCAAGCCUGCCAAAGUAUCCUCCUAGCAAAGAAUUUGAUGCUAAAGUACGGGAUGAAGAAGCUAGACGACAAGGGGCAACAGGAAGCAAAGGCCAGAGACAUGAUCCUGAGAGAAGAGGUGUAAGAGAAUCUCGGGCUGUACCUGCACCCGAUGCCAAUGCUGAACUAGUGGUGUCAAUGCAGAAGAGACAAGGUCAGAACUAUUCUCAAAGUAGGAGUGAGAAGUUUAACCCUCAUCCUGAAGAAGCUGCUUCUGGAUUUCCUAUUGAACCCCCUAGACCAUCACAAGUUGCAGAAGCAAGUGUUGAUCCCCAAGCAAAUCAACAUAAAAGAGCCUCACAUUCAGGUCCACUUACUCACCGUGCUGCUUGGGCGAAAGCUGGGAAGAACCAGGAUGAUGCUCCAAAGAUUUCAGUGGGCGGCGACUUAUCUACAAUCUCGGGCUUAGUUGCAGCCAGGAGGAGUAUGCUGUCUGACGAUCGUAGAGAAAGUUCUGGAUCAUCACAAGUGGAGGCUCCAAAACUAAUUACUAGGUUCCCAGGUUCCUUCAAAGAGGCCUCUGAAUCAUUGAUGCAACAAAAUCAAAAUCAGAAGCAUCAUGUACAUGCUUCACAAAAGGAAGAAGCAAAAGGCAACAACAAAGACCCAAAUGUUGCUGGUUAUGGUUCAAAAGGUUAUAAAAUUCAUUAUUCUGGUCCAUUGCUAGUUCCAUCAAGCAACAUGGACCAGAUGUUGAAAGACCACGACCGCCAAAUUCAAGAAGCGGUCAGAAGAGCACGUCUAGACAAGGCAAAAAUGCGAAGACUCCAAGCUGAAGGGAACCAGAUAAGCAAUUCAUUAUUUGUUUCCGGCCGUUGAGUUGUAGAAUUAGAUGCAGCAAAAAAGCAUCUUCAUUAAGAUUAAGAAUACAUUUUUAUUUUUUCCCUUUUUCCUUGUAAUUAUUCCUUCAGAUCAAUGUCCCCCUUGGCCAUAUGUUAGGUAACUCCAUAGCUCAUCAGAUCUAUUUUAUCUCCACUUACAGAUGCAAUUUGUAUGGCCUCUUGUAAAGCUUUUAACAACCUUGAGCUUAAGAAUAUUGGGGGACAAUGUCUUCCUUAUGUUUAACUUAUGAUAAAAGUAAUUAAUCAUUAUUGGGAAGGUGACUAA
This is a messenger RNA of Lathyrus oleraceus (garden pea), 3200 nucleotides long. RefSeq names its product probable serine/threonine-protein kinase At1g54610. Lineage: Eukaryota; Viridiplantae; Streptophyta; Magnoliopsida; Fabales; Fabaceae. The record is from RefSeq and is a predicted model, not a curated record. Gene Ontology annotation, biological process: positive regulation of transcription elongation by RNA polymerase II; protein phosphorylation. Gene Ontology annotation, molecular function: RNA polymerase II CTD heptapeptide repeat kinase activity; ATP binding. The coding region runs from base 768 to 2912 and encodes 714 amino acids. Gene Ontology annotation, cellular component: nucleus; cyclin-dependent protein kinase holoenzyme complex. The transcript is spliced from 8 exons.